CAGCCCGGGGUUGGCUCGUCUCCGGCUCAGCCUGGGGUCAGACUGCCCCCUGCUGCCCGCCCCCUGCCACUGCAGCUCCCCAGCAGGCAGGGCUGCGCCAAUGCCCCAGCACGCCGCUAGGGGGCGCUGGGCUGCAGGCAGCGGGCUGGGGGCUCGGCGGGGGGCGCUGGGCUGCAGGGGGCCGGGAGGCUCAGUGGGGGUCAAUGACCCCUGUGGGGGAGGGCGCCCCCUGGUGCACACCCUGCGCAUUGACCCGGGUGCUGUAAUUUCCGCAGCAGGUUUCCGACGGCGUUGCCGAGUUGCACAAUGAGGAAGUGGCGGCCAGUAACGCCCAGGGGACAAGUUUUGACUCAUCCCAGGAGUUGGGGACGGAUGGUGCCAAAGUCUGAGCUCUGAGGUAGCAGUGUCUGUGCCGGGCCGCUCAGCUCAGCCCCAGCCGGGAGCGGGAAACUGAGGCUCUUUUAAGGCACCUGCCAUCGGAUUGGGGAGUGGGGGAGCUGUCAAUCACGGUGAGAGGGCGGGAUGUAGCUAGAUGCCCCGCCCCAGGUCACUCAUUGCCGGGAGUGGGUGGAGGUCACUGCGUGCGGGGGUCAGUGGGUGGGGUAGGGGAUGUAAGCAGGGCGUGUUCUGAGCUGUGCCAGCGGGGGGCAGUGCCAGACCCACACGCACACACACAACUAGCAGGGAGCAGCACACACACAGACCAGCACACCCACACACACACCCCGCCAUGCCCCAGCCCCUGGCCCUGCCCCUCUGGCUCCUUGCAGCCGCCGCCUGUGCCCGCUAUGCCGGCGCCUUCGGCUUCACCUGGUGCCUGCUGCCCUACGAGCUGCCAGGCUACGCCAGCUGCGCCGGGCGCGGCAUCACCCAGCUGGGCCCGGCCAUCGCCCCGCUGCCCAACUCCACCCUCAGGCUCAACGCCUCCCAGAACGCCCUGCAGGGCCUGGUGCCCGCCACCUUCGCCCACCUGCCCCGCCUGCGGGAGCUGCGGCUCGACCGCAACCACAUCCGCGCCCUGCAGACCGGCGCCUUCCGGGGCCUGCGGGAGCUGGAGCUGCUGGACCUCAGUCAGAACCGGCUGGCGGCCCUGGGCCCCACGGCGCUGGCGGAGCUGACGGGCCUGCGGGUGCUGCUUCUGGGGGGCAACGCCCUGGCCGCCCUCCACCCCACCGCCCUGGCGGCCCAGCCCGGCCUGCAGGAGCUCCACCUGCCCCACAACCAGCUCUCCCGGCUCCAGGAGGUGGCCACGGCCGCCGGGAAAUUGGCCAACCUCUCCGUCCUCGACCUGGACUCCAACCGGAUCUCCGCCCCGUGCCCUGGCCCCGGCCUGCUCUCCAUGCCCUUCCUGCGGGACCUCAACCUGCGGAACAACAGCAUCGCCUGGCUGGAUCUCGCCCGCUGCUCCCUGCCCGGCCUGCGCUCGCUUAACCUGACCCGCAACAACAUGAGCCGACUGGCGGCCGGUUCCUUCCGCGCCGUGCCCGGCCUGGAGAAGCUGAGUUUGGACGAAAACCCCCUCAACAUCUCCCAUCUUCUGGGCCUGCCAUUGCCCAACCUUACAGCCCUGCACUGGUCCAGCAUGCGCCCGGCGCUGGACUCGGACCUGGGGCUGGCCUGCCAGGUCCUGGAGAGCUUGCCGGCGCUGACCAGCCUGGACAUCAAACACUCCAAAGUCCCGCCGUCCCGGCUGGCCCAACUGGGCGCCUGCACCAACCUAACCUGGCUGGACCUGUCCACCACCCCGCUGAGCCGGCUCCAGGGGGGCGUCUUCCGCUUGUUCCCCCACCUGGAGUCCCUCUCGCUGGACAAGUGCAAGGUCCAGGAGCUGAAGCAGAGCGCCUGGGGCGGGUCGCUGCCCCGGCUCCGGGUCCUUGUCCUGCGGCGCAACCACCUCACCAAGCUGGAAGACGGCGUCUUCCGGCCCCUCAGCGCCUUGACCCACCUGGACCUGUCCAGGAACCGCCUGACCUACCUCUACAAGGGGACCUUUCUGGGCAUGGCCUCCCUGAGGACCCUGCUGCUGCAGGGCUGCCAGUUGGCAUCUGUCACCCGUGACACCUUGGUCUACGCCCGCAAGGUGGAGACCCUGGACCUGAGCGACAACAACCUCCGGUACAUCAAGACGUCCGCCUUCCAGAGCCUCCACCAUCUCCACACCUUGCUGCUCUCCAGCAACCGCAUCCUCACCCUCCAGAAAUGGGCCUUCAAGGGGCUCACCUCCCUCCGCCACCUCUCGCUGGCCCAGAACGGGCUCUACAAACUCUCCCAGGGCUCCUUCUUGGGCCUGAAGGCCCUGGAGACCCUGGACCUCAGCCGCAACCGCCUCCUGGCCUACAGCAAGUACGACUCGCCCGCCCCCUUCGCCGGCCUGCCGGCCCUGCGGUGCCUGGAUCUCAGCUCGCAGGAGGCCCGGCCCCCCGUUCGGCUGCCCUCCCAACUCUUCCAAGGGCUGGGGAACCUCCAGGAGCUCAACCUAAGGGACAACCCUGGCGGCGUCUUCCUCAACCUCUCGCUGGCUCCCUUGGCUGGCCUCCUCUCCCUGGAUCUCUCCGACAUUUACCCCAGCCGGGAAGGGCCCUUCAGCCUCCGCCCGGGGCUCUUCCAAGGCCUGGGCAGCCUCCGGCGGCUCGGGCUGGACGGCAGCUCCCUCCGGGACCUGCCCGGCGAGGUCUUCUCCAGCCUGGCCUCCCUGGAGUCGCUCUCGCUGCGGGAGAACGGGCUGCGCAACGUGAGCUGGGCCCCGCUGGCUGGCCUGCCCGCGCUGCGCUUCCUGGACGUGGCCGGGAACCCCUUGGCCUGCUCCUGCGAGAACGCCUGGUUCCAGAACUGGUCGGCGGCGGAGCCGAGGGUCCAGGUGGCCCUGCUGGGCUCCUACCUCUGCCUGGGGCCUGGCGUGAGCGAGGGGCUCUUCCAAGCCCACGAUCUCUCCUUCUGCUGGGCGGACCUGGGCAUCAUCUUCUUUGCGUGGUCGUUCACCGCCACCUUCCUGAUGCUGGCGGGGUCCCUGGCCGGGGCCAAGCUGGGCUGGACCCUGCGCUACGGCUACUACCUGCUGCGGGCCUGGGGCCGGGGCCGGCUGCGGCGGGACCGGCGGGGCUACCAGUACGACGCCUACGUCUCCUGCUGCGCCGAGGACGAGGCCUGGGUGGUGCGGAUGCUGCUGGCCAAGCUGGAGGAGGAAGGGCAGCCCCGGUUCCGGCUCUGCUUCGGGCCCCGCGACUUCGCCCCCGGGGCCUAUUACCUGGACAACGUGCAGCGCGGGGUGAGCAGCAGCCGCAAGGCCCUGUGUCUGCUGAGCGCCCGCGCCCUGGAGAGCGAGUGGUGCUCGCUGGAGAUCCAGCUGGCCUGCUCCCGCACCUACUACCAGGGCCACGACCCGCUGGUCGUCGUCUUCCUCCAGGACAUCCCCAGCUACCGCCUCUCCCCCUACCACCGCCUGCGGAAGCUGGUGAAGCAGCGUAGCUACCUGCACUGGCCGGAGCAGCCCGAGGCCCAGGACGUGUUCUGGACCCAGCUGCGGGAGGCCCUGGGGGACGGCCGGGAAGCCGCGGGGAUGGUUCAGUUCAACGUGGUCGAGUAACCCCAGCCUGGGGCUGCAGGGAGAGAACCACACCCCAGCCUCUUCAGACUCCCCCUCCGCCUGGUGCGGUACGAGGACUAUGACACAGCGGCGAGCGGGGCUUAUUCAGCCAGCAGGGGGCAGUGACACCUGCCGCCGUGUAUGUAGGCGCUCUACAGAAUAAAGCUGGAUUGUUUACUGUG
This is a messenger RNA of Malaclemys terrapin pileata, 3765 nucleotides long. RefSeq names its product toll-like receptor 13. The transcript is spliced from 3 exons. NCBI's taxonomy places the organism in Eukaryota, Metazoa, Chordata, Testudines, Emydidae. Bases 731 to 3583 code for a protein of 950 amino acids. The record is from RefSeq and is a predicted model, not a curated record. Gene Ontology annotation, molecular function: protein binding; transmembrane signaling receptor activity. Gene Ontology annotation, biological process: immune response; toll-like receptor signaling pathway. Gene Ontology annotation, cellular component: membrane.